Molecule: messenger RNA, 2463 nt
Organism: Manihot esculenta (cassava)
Lineage: Eukaryota; Viridiplantae; Streptophyta; Magnoliopsida; Malpighiales; Euphorbiaceae
Product: PHD finger protein MALE MEIOCYTE DEATH 1
Exons: 3
Coding region: 117-2189 (690 amino acids)
Source: RefSeq, a predicted model, not a curated record
CGAGAGGGAAAGUGGCUCUGUAACAAACACUUGAUUUGCUUUCUCGCAAAUGGCUUUCAGUUAUUUCAUACUUCAGCUGUUAUAGCGAGGGAAAGAAAGCUAGACUGGGUUCAACAAUGUCACUCCCAGUUCUGGAAACGUGUAGGAAGAGGAAGAGAAGACCAAAGGUCUACAGUUUCCACAGUUUUGGAGACCCUGGUUGCCCAAUGAACCCCACAGGUCCCUUCCGCGAUAACAUUCGGCUCUUUCUUCAAGAAUGUGCAGAGCCUGAGGAUUACAAUGUGGAGGGUAUGCCCAUUUGGUGCACUCUCCUUGUCAUUGAGAGUAAUAACUUUGUUGUCCCUCUUUAUACCAUUGAAGAAAACGUCCAUUUUUCCCCAAAUCCUUUCUGUGAUCACUGCAGAUGCACCGGUUGGGGUAAUAAUCUCGUGUCUAAACGGAAGUAUCAUGUGAUAAUACCUAUUGCUGGAGAGUGGAGCAAGCGAUUGGAAGAGGGUGCUCUUGAUCUCCAUACUCAUAUACUGCAUGGCAUGAUUCAUUGCAAUGGCUUUGGCCAUUUGCUCUGCAUCAAUGGCAUAGAAGGGGGUUCCAAAUUCCUCUGUGGUAGAGAAAUCAUGGAUCUCUGGGAUCGUCUCUGUGCAAAUUUACGAGCUCGGAAAGUCAGUGUCGAGGACGUUUCAAAGAAGAGGUCCAUGGAUCUUCGCCUACUGUAUGGAGUUGCAUAUGGGCAUCCAUGGUAUGGCAGAUGGGGGUAUAAGUUCUGCCGUGGAAGCUUUGGAGUUACAAAGCACAAUUAUAACAGAGCAAUUGAAAUUCUCAGCUCCUUGGAACUUGAUAAAAUCAUUCAGGAUUUCAAGAACUCAGACCAAUGCAAAGAGAUGAAACAGAUAAUUCAUUACUAUAGAGAUUUGAGUGAAACCCUGUUGAUGACAUUCAAAGAUCUUCUCAGGUUUAUGCUGACUGUCAAAUCCUGUCCUUGCGCACAGAGGAAACGAAGCAUGGCUCCCACUGCUUCACCUUCCAUUUCCAAGUAUUUGACCCGGGUGGCGUCGCAGAAGAAGCCUCUGAUGAAGGAAAAAUGUAUAAGAUAUAGAAAAUUCAGUUCUUUGGUUGGUACUUUGGAUAGUAGAUGGCCUACAAGAAGGCUAGAAUAUGCAGCAGAGGUAAUUGUGAAUACUUUGAAGGAAAAAAAGGCUGAUAAGUUGAGUAAGGGAGGGAUGAGUCGGCAAGAUGUGAGAGAUGCUGCUCGGAUGCACAUUGGUGAUACUGGUUUGCUUGAUUAUGUAUUGAAAUCAAUGAACAAUGUGAUUGUUGGAACUCAUGUUGUCCGCCGUGCCGUGAAUCCUACAACAAAGAUUUUGGAGUACUCAAUUGAUGAGCUCAAUGGUGGAGUUAGGCCUGUCAGAGUUACUGAACCAGAAGCAGACGUAGUUCCUGAGCCCCUUCCAGUGCUGCCACUAAUUCCAGGAGCUGAUUUGUAUGGUGAUAUGGCUUAUUUGUACACAAAAGUUCUGUUGAAUUACCCUGAAUCAGAAGUGAUUGAAUUGGCAAGUCAGACAGUAUUGGACAGCAAGCACUUUGUGAAGGAGUGGCCAUUUGAUGAUGAAGAGGACCAGCUAUUGAGGUUCAUAUGCCAAGUGAUGCCAAAUAUGAUUGAUCUUGAAGCUAAUUUUAACAGAGAAUUACCUCCUGGGGAGAUUGUCGUCCUCCCAUUGCACGCCACAGUGGCUGAACUCAAGCAAGCAGCUACAAGUGCUCUUAGAGAUAGUUACUGUAUUCUGGAGAAAUUUGUGGUGACUGAGAUAGAACGCAUGGAAGAACUUGAUGACUGGGAGUUGCUGUUUGGAGCUGUUGAAUCAGGGGCAGAUCUUUUUAUGAGGGGGGAUGGCAUGGAUUUAAACACUGAAUUGAGGUAUGAAGGUGGGCCUGACAAUUGGAAGGUAAGAUGUGAAUGUGGGGCUCAAGAUGACGAUGGAGAGAGAAUGGUUGCGUGCGAUAUCUGUGAAGUGUGGCAGCACACUCGCUGCAAUGGCAUUGAGGACUCUGGGACUGUGCCUCCACUUUUCAUCUGUGCAGGAUGCUGUGAUUCUCUGGGUCACUCAAGAGGUGAAUCUCAAGAGGAACUUGAGAAUUCUGAUGAUUUGUUGAUGAUUCCAGCUACUGAAUACGUAGCACAAUUCCUAGAGUGAGGAUAGUGUUGGAAUGUUGUUGGUGAUAAUUGAGUGCAGGAAGAUAUAAGAUUAACUGGAUUAAGGUGAUUACUGCAACUGCAAACUCUGAUGUCAACUAACCUCAACCAAUGGAUUGGGUGAUUUUUCAUGUAUAUGUCAAAUAUUAUUUGACAUCUGCAAAUGUGAUAUAGUACAUACACGAUUCUUUUGUGGAUGAUGUAAAAUUGAGACUUCGUACACAAUUCUUGUAAGUAAAUGAUGUAAAAUGAGAUUUGAAACAGACUUCAUACUG